AAAUAAGAUCACCCAGUUAAACUUGCGUUCAUAUCAAAUCUGCAAAGCCAUUCGACUCGUUCGCUUUAUUUCGAUUGAAUCGGUGCGAUUGCAACGGCGUUUAGUGCCUUCGGCGUUUAUUUUUUUUGUCUAUACGAAUUUUUUGUAUUGUGAAACUUUGUUUUAAAAGUGAUUUUUCGUUUUCUACAACAAAAUUUGGAAAUUCGUCCUCAAUCAUUAAAUUAACAAAACAAAAAAAAAUGUUCUCAAAAAUCCCAGUCAUGAAAGUCCUUGUUUUACUUUGUUUUAUUGCUGCGACUAGCGCAGCGCCGAUUUUCUUUGGCCAUCCAAAGCAAACGCAAAUUUUUAUAACUCCUCGAAAGGAUACCGUAUCGUCGACGGUCAACCAAAUCCCAGCCACAUUGGUCAAAGCAAGACCAGCUCUUAAAUUGAAUGUGCCCGUACAUGUGCCACCAAUGCCUGUACAGGUGCCGGUUAUUGGCCAAGUAAACGUUCCACAAGCCAAUACACACGUAUCAACACCGCACGAAAUGAACAAAUUAUUUAACGAAAUGAAAAACAGCAAAAAACCAUUUAUGACCAUUACAAUGAAAGCACCAGCCAAAUCAUCGUCAUUGUUCCCCGAUCCAUUUAGUCUAUUCGAAGAAAACAAUGAACAUAUUGUCGUCCAUGUGCCAUACAAUGUGCAUACACAUAACAUACAUCACCAUCACAUUCAAACCGUGCCUAUCUAUAAGCAUGUACCAGUGGUAAAGCACGUACCAUAUGUGAAGGAAGUGGCGAUUCCUAUCCAUCUGGAUCAUCAAUAUAACCAUGGCUGGGCACCAGCACCAGCGCAAUGGUGGUAGUUUUACGUGU
Molecule: messenger RNA, 858 nt
Organism: Sitodiplosis mosellana (orange wheat blossom midge)
Lineage: Eukaryota; Metazoa; Arthropoda; Insecta; Diptera; Cecidomyiidae
Exons: 5
Coding region: 240-848 (202 amino acids)
Source: RefSeq, a predicted model, not a curated record